AUGUGCGAUACGCAUGAAAAAUUGGCGGCUCGAGACAAGGGGGAAGAGGAGGGGGAAGAAUGCUCUGUGACCGUCGAUGGUGCAGGCGUGGACCGUACCACAGGACUGUACCGCAGCAUAACCACCUUCGCCACUCUGCACCGCAUGCACCUCGCCACGCAGCAGCAGCAGCAGCAGCGCACACGGCGGCAGGCGUCCAGCAAGGGCGCGGUGGCGGGGAGGGGAGCACCGCUCAGGCCGCCGUCCAUGGGGCUCGAGCAGGUAGGCGUUGGCGUGCAGUGA
Messenger RNA from Closterium sp. Naga37s-1, 282 nucleotides. The record is from the annotation of a GenBank genome assembly. NCBI's taxonomy places the organism in Eukaryota, Viridiplantae, Streptophyta, Zygnematophyceae, Desmidiales, Closteriaceae.